AUGUCGGCAGCAGUUAUGUCUAACUUUUAUUUUCCACUUAUGGACCAAGACCAUGGGUAUAUGGCUGACUCGCAACUACGCGUCCAGAACUGGAUGCGCGCUCAGAUGGCUCAAUAUCCACCCCCACACCAGGCUGAGCAACAGCAGUACAACCCUCUUUACCCGGCUUCCACUGGCGCCCAGCAGCUCGUGGAUCCCCAGCAACAGCUACAGUUCACCAGCUUGAAUCAGCCGGUCUAUCCAAAGACCGAUGGAUCCGGGCCACCAGAGCAGACUGCUUCGACCCACCAGAUGCACAAUCUGGCGCAGGAGUUACAGCAACACGCCGCCCUAAGUGAACAACAGCGCCACCAUCUCCAGCAAACAGCCCAUCAUAAUCAACAUCACUCUUCACAUGGCACACCACCUCCCGGCAGGGUAGCUCUAUCCCCACUUGGGCAGCAGCAGCAUUCGACGCCAGAAUCUGGGCAGAAGGCUAACAGGCUGCGCAAAGCAUGCGACUCGUGCAGCAUUCGCAAAGUCAAGUGUGACGAGGCUGGCCCACCGUGCCGCGCAUGCUCUUCGCUGGACAUUCCGUGCACCUUCGACAGGCCCAGUCGCAGGCGAGGACCACCAAACAGGCAUGCUGAAGCCAUCAAGCGGCGCCGCCUGGAGGAUGGCACUGGCUCUCCACUGAUGUCAGCCACGUCUGCUCCGUCCUCGCCAACUCAUGCUGCGCAAGCCUUGGCAGCACUUUCCUCCCAUACCUCAAACCAACAGCUUUCUGCGGAGUCCAUCUGUCCUGUGGACACGCUUGAUCUCCUCAUCGACGACUAUUUCACCUACAUCCACCCUUUGGCCCCUUUCCCACAUGAGCCAAGCUUUCGGGAAGCAUGGAAGCGACGCGAGGACCUCACCAACAGCUCGUUUCUGGCACUUCUUGCCUCCAUGAUUGGUGGCCUCGUGGCGUCCUUUCCCCGGAAGCCUCGCCUCCACCUCAAGUCGCAAGGCAGAGAGCACCUGUAUCCAAACCACAUGAGCAUGGUGCUAAGAUGCCAAAAAGUGGCUACCCUGGCCAGAGGUCCUGGGUAUCUGGAAAGCGAGACAUUGAGCGUCUAUGAUGCUGCCACAAGCUAUCUCUUGGCCAUGGCUGCCUUCUACAGCUUCAGAUGGCGUCCAGGUCGGCUGUAUCUCGGCGAGUGUAUGACCAUUGUCCGCACGCUGGGCUUGCACAAGGUGCGUGACCACCGGGAUGAAGACGGCAGUCCAUCUCCACCAAUCGACAACAUUACCCUGGAGAUCGGGCGUCGCGUCUUCUGGACCACCUUUGUGACGAUCAAGAGCAUGCAACAGCUCGGAGCUGCCUCCAAUGAGCCGAUUAUUCCGCCACCGACUCCCAGGGACCCGCAUCCACCACUACCGCUGGAAGUUGAUGACUUCUGCAUCUACCCGACGCAUACCGAACGCCAACCGAUGGGGAUUGUGCCGACUAUCGCUGGCUUCAACGCAAACCUACGUCUUCACUGCUCGUACAACCCUUUGUCUACCAUGGAGCUGGCCUGGGGUAUCGACGCAGUCGUAGAUUGGGAGCGGCAGGAGAAAGUCCUCUACGAAUCACUUCAUCGGUGCAAAGAUGCGAUCAACCAGAUGCCGCCUGAACUGAGGAUCAACGCACAAGGUGGCGUUUCAACGUCCGCCAUGCCCGGGGCGGCUAACCACUCUCACCCUUCAAUGCACAAUGACGCUGCAGCAUCACUCAUGACGGCGGCGCUGCCGGGAGACGAACAGCAGACGUUGGACCAGCGGCGUAGGAUGCAGUACGAGAUCCAGAAAGCCAACAUCUACGCCUCUGCGCUGUCCACCCGCUCAUACAUUGUCGAGAAAUACUGGAAUCUGUGCGAGGCUCGUGAACGUUCGAGAUCGCCAAAACCAGCCUCGCCCGGAUCCGGCAUUACGGCCACUGGUCUGGACGGCCUCAUGUCUCAUCGACCAACCAGCAAUCCCAGCUCGGUCGAGCAAGAGAUGCGCCAAGAGCGCGAGGGCAUUGUGAGGGAUUUGCUUGUGGUGCUCAGCACUAUCGAUGUCGUCAAUAUGGAGCCGAACGCCGACAGCUUUACGAUGAAGAUCCGCUCCAUCGCCGGAACAUUACUCGACGCUCCCGACCCCCGCAGAGGUCACAUCCCCUCUGAAGCUCAAGAAUACCUCAACGCCUUCCUCAAGAUCUUGAUGAGACUUGAGCGUGUCAGUCCACCCAACAGCGACUCUGACCAGCCAGAAGACGACGAAACAGAGUUCAGGAACUGGGCGGACCUCCGUGAUUAUCAGAUGAAGUUUGCGCAGCAGGGCGGUGUACUUGGGCUGGCUUAG
Messenger RNA from Saxophila tyrrhenica, 2346 nucleotides. RefSeq lists its product as uncharacterized. Lineage: Eukaryota; Fungi; Ascomycota; Dothideomycetes; Mycosphaerellales; Extremaceae. The coding region runs from base 1 to 2346 and encodes 781 amino acids. The transcript is spliced from 3 exons. Gene Ontology annotation, molecular function: DNA binding; DNA-binding transcription factor activity, RNA polymerase II-specific; zinc ion binding. The record is from RefSeq and is a predicted model, not a curated record. Gene Ontology annotation, biological process: regulation of DNA-templated transcription; DNA-templated transcription.